Messenger RNA from Clupea harengus (Atlantic herring), 3020 nucleotides. RefSeq lists its product as uncharacterized. Bases 848 to 2227 code for a protein of 459 amino acids. Lineage: Eukaryota; Metazoa; Chordata; Actinopteri; Clupeiformes; Clupeidae. The record is from RefSeq and is a predicted model, not a curated record. The transcript has 5 exons.
UCAUAGAUUUAUUACCAUACUCUAUGUAAAAAGGCCCACGCAAACCUCGCGGAAAAUAAUAAAAAUAGAAGCCAGUCUAUUUCUCAAUUUUCCGCGCGGAAAUUUCGGCGCGUACAUUCCGUUUCCGCGUCUGGUGUAGCCACUCUCGUUGCUUUCAACGGAUUAGAACUCUGCUGCGUCCACACCGCGUCCGCAAAGCAGAAUUUCCGCGCUUGGUGUAGCCACGGCGUUAAGGUUAGCCAUCACUCUGUAUUAAAUUAGGGAGUGACAAAUAAUUGAGUAGCUUGAGAAGCCUAAGUAUGGAUGAAAUAUCUCAUACCUAGUGAGAGGCCUGACUCAGUAAGCUUUUCAUUUUUGAAACACGGUUGUAAAGGAGAUUGCGACGGUGGUUAGACCAUAGACAUAUAUGUACAUAUGUAUAUAUAUGGGUUAGACAACGACACUUUCAAGAAACACAUCCCUGGUUGCUUGUUUCUCUCGCGAGAUCUGGCAACACUGGUGAACACAAAAUGUGGUUGUAUUGAACAAUUCCACUUUGCUGAUUUGCACCAAGUUCUCUUGAACAUUUCUGUGUGGAAAUGGAGCAUUUGUCAAAUAAUUUGAUUUCGUUCAACAAUUCAAAUUUAGCCACGACUUUGCAUAUCAGGCACAGAAGCACUGGAGUAGAGGACCUUGCCUCGCCAACUGUUAACACUGCCAAAAUGAUGUAAGAUAGAGAUGCAGAGGGCUAUGUAUUCCAUGGUGUCCUCAUUUACACAGAUUGCUGGCCGGUUUCCAUUUUGAAAGGCAGUUUGAGUCCUGGCUGGUUAACACUGUGAGAAAAAUAUUGGAUUUAACUACAACCCCAAUGCCACGAAAGAGCCUGAAAUCCCGUACAAAAAAGGAGCAAUGGAGAUUGCGAAAAGAAGGUGACAAAUCUUUUGAUACCAGUCAGACGGCUGUCAGUAGUGACUGUACAUCCUAUGAGAAAACAAACAACACUUCAUUGAGAGUCUUACACAGUCAAUCAGAUCUCAGCUUUUCAGAGUACAGCAGAGAAAGCCAAUGUCUUGCCCAUUCACUGAUGUUUCUUGCCCGCCUGCAAGAGACAGAUGAAGUGGUUCGAGGAAAUCUUGAUGAUGUUAUCAGAAAUGGAGACGUGUUGUACCAUCGAAUGAGACCCAGAUUGGAGGAAAAUGAGAGAUUCACCAGUAGGCUUUUCAAUUUUGAUGACCUGCCUGAUACAGUUGAGACUGACCAAUGCCAUUACACUGUGAUGAGAUCCAUUCCAUCGAGCGGAUUCUUACUGCAAGAUGCACCUGAGGGUUGGGAAGACUAUGUAAACCUCUCACUUCGGCUUGAAGGUCUUGGAACUGCCUAUUCACAGGCCUUGUUGAUUGUUGGCAGUUUGUGCAUAAGUGUUUUCCAAGACAGACAUGGCCAAUUUGGAUUUUUUCAUCCACAUUCUCAAAAUGCCAGUGGAGCAUGCUGUGGGAGGAAUGAGAAAGCUGUGGUGGUUACUUCCGACACGGUGACAGACCUGGCAAACCAAUUGGUGCAGUUCUUCUACAGUUCAUUGCACCUUGAUGCAGAUAAACAGUAUAAUCUUUUACCAGUCUUCUUUAACAAAGUAACAUCUGAAGACCAUAUCAAGGCAGUAAGUGCAAUAGAGAGUAAACGGAAAAGUGUGCCGCAUCGUUCUUCUCAGCCUAAGGUGUCCCUGAAACUUGACAAAUUUAGAAGAAAAAGAGUUGCUAGGAGACUGAGGAGGCUACAGAUGCAACAGGCACUAAAUGAAAAGAAGGAAAGAGGCGAGUUGGAGGGAGCACAGCACAUUAGAGAUGCUGAAGGAGAAGGAUAUCUGCUGCAUCCAUCUGAGAAGAUGACUGCCUCCACAGCCCAAUACUGGAAUGACCCUGCUGGCAGGCAGAGAAAAAAGCGAAGCUGUAGAAAUCAGUACAGGGAUAAUCCUACUUUCCAGGAGACAAAGAAACAGCGCAUAAGAGAACGUUACUGGCUUGAUCCUGUUUUCAAAGAGAGGCAAAAACAGCGCAUGAGAGAUCGUUACUGGAAUGAUCCCGUGUACCGGCAAAAACAAAAACAGCGUGUCAGAGAAUGUUACCGGACUGACCCCGCUUUCCGGUUGAGACAUAAGGAGUAUGCGAGAUUGAGAAACCAGUUUAAGGCCACUGAAAAUGUUUCUGAUCAGAUCAUCAAUGGCCAUAGUAACACAGAAGAAUGCCACUGACAAUGUUACUGGGUUGAUCCGUGAUGUGUUGGGUCAGUCUCAAAGACAGUGAUUUAGUUAGGUUUCAUUCAGUUUAAAUUUGCCUUCACAGUGCUCUGUUUUAAACCUUUACACACCUACUCUAUAUAAAUAAAGUCUUACUUACUGUUUUUUUAUUGAGUCAGAGUUGUGGAGAGAUCUGCUAAAUGCAAUAAAAUUCUCCAAUUGUUCAACAAUGAUAAUUGUUUUUGUGUGUUGCGAGACUUAUUUCACCAGUAGACACUGAUAUGGAGGAUUUCAGAGCAAGUAUUCUAAAUCAGUGUCAUUCUUUAUAAACCUUAAAGUGUGGAGGAUGGGUACAGUUUGUUAAAGGACCAAUAUGUCACACUGACAGCAAGUGUUUAAAAUGGGUACCGCAGUCCAAAUAAAAAAUAUUGGAGAGAUUUUUCUCUCACCGCCCCGUUCCCAAAACUUGAAGCUCAUGCAGGUUGCCAGGUUGAGGACACUGAACCUACUAGAACAAGCGCAAGACAAGCUCAACAUUAAACUAUUCCCAAUGGCAAGUGACUAGUCCGAAACUGUAAGUUGACCAGAUAAUGUAUAUGUUUGCAAUGUUUUUAUUGUUUGCAAAUUAUAAAUCAGACUGUGUCGAUUUUUGUAUAACUCUAAGCUUGUGUUAGCAUGACACCGUUAACCAGCAUUAGUCAGAAUCACUUCACCCGCUGUCUCAAAUACCACUGUGUUGAAAAGCCAGCGGCACACAGAUACAUUAUAUAUCUAUUACAUAUUGUUCCUUUAAUGCUUGAAUCUGACC